This is a messenger RNA of Dermacentor andersoni, 695 nucleotides long. RefSeq lists its product as uncharacterized. NCBI's taxonomy places the organism in Eukaryota, Metazoa, Arthropoda, Arachnida, Ixodida, Ixodidae. The record is from RefSeq and is a predicted model, not a curated record.
GGGUACCUUACUGUAGCAAAGCAAUGUCUCCAAAGAGAUGCCUUGUAGUCCUUGUGCUCUCAGCCAUAGUCUCAGGAGUGCGGUUAACUGAGAGCUCACCUGACAGCAAUGGCCAACAGAACCAGGACUACGCUAUCGAUAAGUUCUUCAAUACCACUGAGGAAAUCUGGGUUUUUAACACUACUCAGCCGAAUGCACGGAUGUGCCGAAAGGACGUCAACCACAAUAUGACUUCAAACACCACAUUCUUUCAGAGGUCCUAUCUAGAGAAUGGGACAAACAUAACAGAAGAACUGAAAGGAACUUUUGACUAUCAUCGUCAAGAUCAAAACAAAGUCUACGACACAAUUCAUGUUUAUGGCGAUAGUACUGGAGUAUACCAGGAAAUAUUAGAAUAUGCCAGCCAGGACUUCACGUGCGGCGUCGUUAAAGUGUUGGCCUUCAAAAAAGGAGACGCUUUCACUACGGUCUGGAGAGAUCUGCGUGUGAGAAAUCGCCCGGAUAACGCUACAGGUAUUGAAGAGGAAUGCAAGAAACAGUUUGAAGAAUCUAUGAAGUGGACUAAGAGAAACUGGACAUCUCCAUACGACGCUACAUGCCAAUGAGAAUUGCAGACACGCCUACUUUCUGUUAUGCUUGCCUGUUCUUGGCCUUAUUAUUACUCUUAUAAUAAAGCAUGCGAAAUUCACAGUCAA